UUAAGUUAAACUGUUUCUUGUCAGACCGCUUCGUACGUCUUCAGAGGGCCGGCGGAGAUAGAUGUCAAACAGUAGUUUAAGUUUAGUUUCUGUUAAGAGCGGCAGGGCUUUGUUAGCUCGACGGCUAACUUCGGUGAGCUAGGUACAACGUCACAGGCUGGUUAAGUAAACAACUCUUCCCGUUAAACGAGCUGCUCGUGUUACUCGUUUGUACCUCGAAUAUAUGUGCCCCUAAAGUAACAUGUUUACUCGCUUUUCUUUAUUUGUUUUAUUGUAAACGUGCACGUGGAUUUUAUUGAUUAGUGUGCAGGAAGUCUAGCGUUACCUUUUUAGUUAUUGAGCUUGUGAGUGCAUCGCUGUAUGCACCACUUAUAACACAGAAAAUGUAUAUUUGUCUGUAGGAAGUGUUGACUGGAGCUUUCCACGAGUUCAUGUGACUAUAUAAUCGUUAAAUCGAUUUAUAUUCUGAUGAUAAUCAGACUAUAUUAAAGAUAUGUCCUGAUCCUGGUCAAACCAGGGUCUCCAAAGGCAAUUCAAAGGCAACAUUUUCUACAGAUUUUAUUCAAGCAUCCUCUGUUUAAAAUGCUUCUGUGAAAACCUUUUCCCACUCUAAACAUUUAGCAAGACUUAGCAUUGAAUUUAUUUAUUUUUAUUCUGUGUUGGUCCCCCUGGAAUCAUUGUAAACAAAAGAACAACUCAUUGUUUUGGUACCCUAAUUUAAAGUAACUGUAAUAAAUCUGUGAUUGAAAUACUGAUUGGAUGCUGCACACUUGAAUUUGAUGAACUAGGGCACUGCUCAGCGGGGGGUGGGAUAGGCAGGUGAGCUGUGUCUAUAGUCAUCGUAUUUAGGGCAGUAUGUGUUUUCCCCUUUUUUUAUGCCAGCUCCUCUAUUUUCUCCUUUCCCCAUCCUCUGUGCUCCGGUGACGGCUCAGCAGACAGACGGGGCCUUCAGCGACAGUAGCUUUGACCCCAGUUUCUUUGCUGAAACUUCCAGAAAGGGUCCAGUCGUGUCCCGGGCCAACAGCAUCGGCUCAACGAGCGCCUCUUCAGUCCCAAACACAGACGAUGAAGACAGCGACUACAGGCACGAGACGUCGUAUAAGGAAUCGUACAAAGACCGGCGGAGACAAGCGCACACGCAGGCCGAGCAGAAGCGCCGGGACGCCAUCAAGAAAGGCUACGAUGACCUCCAGUCCAUCGUCCCCACCUGCCAGCAGCAGUCUGAAUUCGCGGUGGGAGCGCAGAAGAUCAGCAAGGCCACCGUGCUGCAGAAAACCAUCGACUACAUCCAUUUCCUCCACAAAGAAAAGAAGAAGCAAGAGGAGGAAGUUUCUCUCCUCAGGAAAGAAGUGAUGGCGCUGAAAAUCAUGAAAACCGCUGAAACGGCACAAAGUAAAAGCACGACCAACGCUACAAAACGUCCUCAAAGAAAAUCUCCAAAACGCUGCGUUUGGAUAUUUAAUAAUGAACUACGAGCACAUCGUGAAGGCCCACCAGAACAACCCCGAGCCGGGGGAGGACGAGGUGUCCGACCAGGUCAAGUUCAACAUCUUCCAGAGCAUCAUGGACUCCCUGUUCCAGUCCUUCAGCAGCAACGUCUCCGUGAGCAGCUUCCAGGAGCUCUCCGCCUGCGUCUUCAGCUGGAUCGAGGAGCACUGCAAGCCACAGACGCUGAGGGAGUUCGUCGUCGGAGUGCUCCGGCAGCUCAACGGUCAGCUUUAUUGACCGAGUGAAGCCCUCCUGGACUUAACACCCACAUUGACUUUGGGUUUCCUUCAAUCAGCCUCAGGCCACAUCCCAGUAUUCACUCAUCGGCUGCAAUCCCCAAAGCGUCCACCGGGGGGCAGCGAUGGACCGAGACGCUCCGAUGGGAAGUUAAGAAACGCAGGCGCUCGGGAGUAAAUCAUACGUAUGUUAAAUGUUUCAGAUUCACACGGCGGUGUAGUAGUGGUCGCAUUCUUUCAAGUUUCCCCGUAAAUAAAUCCACAAACGGAUUUUAGUUUAUCGAUCGUGUCGCUUCUGAAAUAUAAAUCGACCUCGCUGAUGGAAAGAGAGACGGGUGACGUCGUUCCUCCUCUGUGCAGUCGGGAAGAUGGUUAAAAAGCUAUUCCACCUUUUAUUGGGACAUAAAAUACGUGACAGAUUUAAGGAUCGUGUCUGCGCGUGUAUACAUCUGAUGAGAUUAUCAGAUUGCAGUUUACUCUUCAAUAAACAUUUCAUUAAUUGAAGAAAAUGGAACUUCAACCUAUUUAUAGAACGCAGAGAAUAUCAGCAAAUAUCUUUAAUGAAUCAUUUCUUGUUCGCACUUCAGCCUCAAAAGUCCUGAACGUUUUAAUAACUUGACGCAACACGGAGUGAAGAAGCCGAACAGAGGAUGAUUAACGAGAGGAAGACGACACGGCGACCCUCUAGAAUACCUGAAGUUAACUUAAACAGAAAGGACAACAGCUCUCAAAGCGAUCGUGACAUGUUCGUCGUACGCUGGAGGGAUUUAUGGCUUUAAGGGGAGAAAAUAAACCAAAGUUGCCUAAAAAGGCGACGAACAUCCGCCGCGUUGCCCGUUGUGACGUAGCGUGUUUUGUUUCGUGUACUUUCAAUCACUGGACGUUGUUUAUCUCGUAUUAAAGAUGUACCUUUUUGUUCAAGAGGAAAGCCGUAAAUAAAGAAUGUGCCGUGGC
This is a messenger RNA of Pseudoliparis swirei, 2678 nucleotides long. It is a transcript of the gene mlx, whose product is annotated as MAX dimerization protein MLX. Gene Ontology annotation, cellular component: nucleus. Lineage: Eukaryota; Metazoa; Chordata; Actinopteri; Perciformes; Liparidae. Gene Ontology annotation, molecular function: RNA polymerase II cis-regulatory region sequence-specific DNA binding; protein dimerization activity; DNA-binding transcription factor activity, RNA polymerase II-specific. The coding region runs from base 876 to 1733 and encodes 285 amino acids. The transcript has 8 exons. Gene Ontology annotation, biological process: regulation of transcription by RNA polymerase II. The record is from RefSeq and is a predicted model, not a curated record.